ACUUUGAUGACAUAAUCUCAGCGACCUCGGCGACCGCUUCAGAAAAAGCCGUCUUUAGCUAUCUCGGCAUGGCAAAUACCCCCAUGAAAAGAUCCCGGAGUCUGGUUAUUGCUUAUUGGUCACGAUAUCAGUACUCAGUUGUCCAUUACCCUGCGCAUUGUACGCUCCAUACAGAACGUCGCUUCGACCGGACAGCAUCUUCUGCUUUGAGAUCUCAUGCAACCUGAUUCACCAUCAAAAACGACUGGAAUGCAAAGAAAAACUCAACAUGCAGUUGGCUCAACGGAUGGUUCUCACUUUUAAUGACACUCUUUUUCCCUAUUUCAUGCCUUGCGACCUAUUCCACUCUUUCCGUCAUGUGUCAUUCUCUGACAUUCUUGAAGAAGACUGAGCACAGGCUAAACAGUGAAGAGUGAGCGCCCAUGAUGUGAAGCAUGGGGUUGGCAUCCCAACGCCAGCCCAUUCUUUGAUGACAAUGGCCCACCACCCACCAACCUGGUCCAGUCUUCAUUAUAUCGGUUUUGACAGGUACCCAACCCAUGAGAGCGUGACUUAGUGCCGCUCUUGUUCCUGGAUCAUCACGAUGAUCCAAUAAGGGCACUGGAUUCUAUAGAGCGUGUCUCGGAAGUCCCUAGUUUCUGCAUGUCUGGACCCCGGCUCGACAGGCUAUCUUCCCGAUGCGGCCAUGUAAACCAACCAGUAGAUCGGAUAGCUUCGUACUACAUCCAUUUUCGGCGACUUUCCAGAAGCCACCGCUUACAAGCUGUCCAGGUUAUUUGAUGGAUCAAGAACAAUUACAGAAUGAAAUGCUUGCUGAAUGUUUCCUAUAAGUCAAGGCCGCGCCGAUUCUCGUUCUCUUUGCCAAGGCUGCGAUCUCUGUUGUCCUUGGCUGACUCGUCACUCCUUUUUAUUGCCUCUCCUUUCUUGAAUCAAGCACCGCUACUACUCAAAACAAACUUCACGUUCAAACAAAGGCAUGGCUCUGUCAAAGCAUCUCUUGACUCUCAUGCUUGCCGGUCUCUCAUACGCCACCCACGAUCAUAAGAGAGGGCUUUGCUUCGUUCCCGACACCGAGAAGCCCCAGGACGACAAAAUCUGGGUCCAGAACGGCAGCGAUAUCACUUGGUACUACAACUAUGGAUACAAGCCCUCUGCUGUAUAUAAAGAUGUUCCUCAAGACCAAUUCGAGUUCGUACCAAUGAUGUGGGGUGUAGGAUCUGACUCAAGCGAUACGACGUUCCUUCAAAAUGUCAAGAGCCUCAUGGAAGACGGCAUCAACAUCACACAUGUCCUGGGAUUUAACGAACCCGAUGCUGGUAACGAUGUCGGUGGAAGCAAUCUCGACCCCAAGGUCGCUGCCGAGGCUUGGGUUGCGAACUUUGAACCACUGGGUGAGAUGGGUGUAAAGUUGGGUCUCCCUGCUUGCACCGGUGGAUGGGGCAGUAUGCCAUGGCUAAAGCAGUUCUUGGGAAAUUGUUCCGCGAUCAAGAGCCAAGGGGGGCCUAAGACAAACUGCACCUGGGACUAUCUUCCUGUGCAUUGGUACGACAACUUCGAGGGUCUUGCGUCUCACAUCGGUGAACGCCUUGCCGAAUGGCCCAACUCUACUAUAUGGGUCACAGAAUAUGCCUACGCGCACCAAGACCCACAACCGACAGAACAAUUUUUCAAGCAGACUCUCAAGUGGUUUGACGAGUCAAAAUUCAUUGGGAGAUACACCUAUUUCGGUGCCUUUCGCUCAGAUGUAUCCAAUGUUGGACCCAAUGCAGCCUUGCUCUCAAACAGUGGUGGUCUGACAACCAUCGGUGCGCAAUACCUGGGGCUGAAUACAACUGGCGAGAACAAUGCUUCGCAUUCGAAAGCCAGUUUACCCAGCGCGGGCCUGUUGGCGGUGGUACUGGCUGUUGUGGUGAAAACAAUUCUGUAGAGGAUAAAUUAAUGAAUAAAAGACGAUGAAAUGUUUAUUUUCAGGACAUCACGCA
Molecule: messenger RNA, 1982 nt
Organism: Fusarium verticillioides 7600
Lineage: Eukaryota; Fungi; Ascomycota; Sordariomycetes; Hypocreales; Nectriaceae
Exons: 2
Coding region: 977-1927 (316 amino acids)
Biological process (GO): fungal-type cell wall polysaccharide metabolic process
Cellular component (GO): fungal-type cell wall
Source: RefSeq, a predicted model, not a curated record